CUUCCUCUCAUCCCAAUACUCUCUCUCUCUCUCUCUCUCUCUCUCUCGAAUCCAAUACAAAAUGGCAAAAUACCAACUCCUCGCCCUCUUCUCCGCCGUUCUUUUCUUCGCAGGUCUGUCCCAAGUAUUCUCAGCCGUCUAUUUUCAAGACCAUGCCGAUACCAGCACGAACACGAGCACCAACGCCACAGAUUUCAUCCGUACGAGCUGCAGCGCCACGCUGUACCCGGAACGCUGCUACGCCUCUCUGUCGCGCUACGCCAACGCCAUCCAGCAGAGCCCGAGCCAGCUCGCUCUCGUCGCCGUCUCCGUCAGCCUCCGCAGGGCGCGCCGCACUGCCUCCUACGUCGCUUCCCUCCAGCGCGCCGCAGCCGCCGGCGAUCCACCGGCCGACGCCCGCGCCCUCGCAGCGCUGCGCGACUGCAAGUCGACGUUCGGCGACGCGAUCGACCUCAUGCGCAGCUCGCUCGACGAGCUGCGCCAGCUCAAGACGGGCGAAACCUUCCGCUGGCAGAUGGGCAACGUGGAGACGUGGAUGAGCGCCGCGCUCACCAACGAGGACACGUGUACGGACGGAUUCCAGGCGGUCGCGCCCGGCCCCAUGAAAUCUGACAUCAGCGCUCGCGUGGCGAGCGCCGAGGAGGUGACGAGCAACGCGCUGGCGCUUGUCAACAGCCUCGCUUCGAAGGAAGGGAAUGCCGCUGAGUCGUCUGAGGCCGUUUAUUUUGAGGGUCGAGGGUUCUGAUGGAAUCUGGGCCGUUGGUUUGUUUGAAUAUGUAUGAUAUAUGAUAGGGUGUGGGAGAAGAACCUUGUGCUAGUUCACCACCAUUUUUAUAAUGAUGGUCAGCCAUUCUCCUUAAAUCCAGACCGUCCGAAUUGUGGAAAGUUUGCGACUGGAUAAGACCCUGGAUCGAUCAAUCUUAAUCUUAACCGUCCAACUGAUGUCCCACAAAUGGAUGGUUGAGAUUAGAUAGUGAGUGGUCCGAAUUUCAAUAGUCAGAAACAGAUGUGUGUGAUUUUCAAGUAAUGCUCGAUCACGGACUUUGGAAAGUUUCAUAAUUACAAAAUAGCCACAGGUUUGAUGGAA
Magnolia sinica is the source of this 1087-nucleotide messenger RNA. Its product is annotated as 21 kDa protein-like. Gene Ontology annotation, molecular function: enzyme inhibitor activity. The transcript is spliced from 2 exons. The coding region runs from base 62 to 745 and encodes 227 amino acids. Gene Ontology annotation, biological process: negative regulation of catalytic activity. The record is from RefSeq and is a predicted model, not a curated record. Lineage: Eukaryota; Viridiplantae; Streptophyta; Magnoliopsida; Magnoliales; Magnoliaceae.